Mobula hypostoma (lesser devil ray) is the source of this 11500-nucleotide messenger RNA. It is a transcript of the gene apc2, whose product is annotated as APC regulator of WNT signaling pathway 2. Bases 29 to 7720 code for a protein of 2563 amino acids. Lineage: Eukaryota; Metazoa; Chordata; Chondrichthyes; Myliobatiformes; Myliobatidae. Gene Ontology annotation, molecular function: microtubule binding; beta-catenin binding; gamma-catenin binding. Gene Ontology annotation, biological process: nervous system development; negative regulation of microtubule depolymerization; cell fate specification. Gene Ontology annotation, cellular component: beta-catenin destruction complex; cytoplasmic microtubule; catenin complex. The transcript has 15 exons. The record is from RefSeq and is a predicted model, not a curated record.
UGCAGCAUCUCGCCAGGCACAAUCUUUCAUGGGGUUGCUUUGGCUUCUUUCAUUUCUACAUUCUUCUCUUUUUGGAGAUGAGGUUUUGGAAGAGCUCAGGAUGUCUGGGUCAACAUCUUCUUACGACCACCUUGUAAAGCAAGUCGAGGCACUGAGGAAGGAGAACUCCCACCUUCGGAGAGAGUUGGAGGACAACUCCAGCCAUCUAUCUAAGUUGGAGACGGAGACUUCAGACAUGAAGGAAAUGCUGAAGCAUCUUCAGACCAAGCUGGAGCAAGAGGCUAGCAACUUGGCUUCUACUGGAAGGACUGAAAUUCUGGACCAGCUGAAAGAACUGAACACCGAUAUUGCCAAUCUGUGUGACAUAAAGUGGCAAUCAAACAUGGUGUGCUCAGGACAAAGCACAUUUACGUCGGACCACACAGCUGAAAGGAACCUGGUACAUCCUAGAGCACCACAGGUCCAAGAUAACUUACCAGUGGCACAUGGAAAGAUGCAGCAUCUGGCAGAACUUAAUGAAGAAAGGGCUCUGCUUCUUUCUGAGAUUGAAAAGGAAGAGACGGAGAAAGCCUUUUAUAGCGCUCAGAUCCAGAAUCUCAGCAAGCGAGCAGAUGAACUGUCACAAAUCAGAAGUGUUUCAAAGCACAUGGAUUUAAUUCGUCAACAGCUACAGUAUGAAGCCCAUCAAAUCAAAGCCAUUAUUGAGGAGAGAUACGGUGCAGGUGACAACACAACUGAACGACUCCAGUUGCGAAUGAACAGGAUUCAAGAGAUUGAAAAGGAGAUUCUUCAGUCCCAGCAGAAAGUGCAGGAGACCGAGACUGAGGGACGUGGAAAAUCAAAUGAUCAGGACGCGGAAAGCACAAUGAAUAAUUUACCUCAAGGACUAAACAACUUGGGCAGUAAGGUGGAGAUGGUGUUCUGGCUCCUCUCCAUGCUGGCGACUCGCGACAAGGAUGACAUGUCCAGGACCUUGCUCGCCAUGUCCAGCUCCCAGGACAGCUGUGUCGCCAUGCGCAAGUCCGGCUGCCUCCCCCUGCUCAUCCAGCUCCUGCACGACAGCGAGCGAGACACGGGGCCGGCCCGGAAUUCCAGCAGCAACAAGGAGGCUCGAGCCCGGGCCAGCGCUGCGCUUCAUAACAUCGUGUACUCCCAACCCGACGAGGGGCAGGCCAAGAGAGAAAUGCGGGUUCUACACGUGCUGGAGCAGGUGCGCUUGUACUGCGAAACGUGCUGGGAAUGGCUGGACUCCAACAGACCAGGCAACGGCUCGGAAUCUAACAACUUGCCAUUGCCCAUAGAACCUCAGAUCUGCCAGGCAAUGUGUGCAAUAAUGAAGCUGUCCUUCGACGAAGAGUACCGACGGGCUAUGAAUGAGCUUGGAGGACUGCAGGCAGUUGCCGAGUUGCUUCAAGUUGAUUGCGACAUGUACGGGGCCACCAGUGACCCUUUGAAUUCAGCCCUACGUCGGUAUGCGGGGAUGGCCCUGACCAACCUCACCUUUGGAGAUGUCGUCAAUAAGGCGACAUUAUGCUCCAGAAAAGGCUGCAUGCAAAGUAUCGUGGCCCAGUUAGAGUCAGAAAGUGAAGACAUACAUCAGGUUGUGGCGAGUAUUUUGAGGAACCUUUCAUGGAGAGCAGAUGUCAACAGCAAGAGGAUCCUACGGGAAGUUGCGAGCGUCAGUGCACUGAUGCGGUGCGCCCUCAAAGCAAAAAAGGAAUCAACACUCAAAAGCCUGCUGAGUGCCCUCUGGAACCUGUCAGCUCACAGCACCGAGAACAAAGUCGCAAUCUGUUCUGUUGAAGGGGCACUGAUUUUCCUCGUGGGUACUCUGACCUAUAAAUGUCAGAGCAAUUCACUUGCCAUUAUUGAGAGUGGUGGGGGUAUUCUACGGAAUAUUUCCAGUCUUAUUGCAACAAAUGAAGAGUACAGGCAAAUUCUCCGUGACUACAACUGCCUGCAGACCCUCUUGCAACAUUUGAAGUCCCACAGUUUGACCAUUGUCAGCAAUGCUUGUGGGACCCUGUGGAACCUUUCAGCUCGAAACUCAAAGGACCAGGAACUGCUGUGGGACCUGGGGGCUGUCAGCAUGCUGAGGAACCUGAUCCAUUCCAAACACAAGAUGAUAGCGAUGGGAAGUGCAGCUGCCCUGAGGAACCUGUUGACUAACCGCCCAGCGAAGUACAAGGAUACCACCAUGAUAUCCCCGGGCUCUUGCAUGCCCUCUUUGUACAUGAGGAAGCAGAAAGCUCUGGAGGCCGAGCUCAAUGCUAAACAUUUAACAGAGACUUUCGACAGCAUUGAGAAACUUAGCCCAAAGCAUUCCAAUAUCAACAAGCCGCUUAGACACAUUGAAAGUCUGGCCAAGGACUAUGCUUCAGACUCUGGAUGCUUUGAUGAUGACGAGGGUCCCAAUAUACCAACUGGAUUAGAAACUGGAGGGCUGUCCAUGUUGUCCAUGUAUCUCAACUCCUCCUUCCUUCAAGGGCAAGCCGUGUCCCGGUGCCGUAGUACUGGAAGAUGCUCCGAGUCAGAAAGGGAUCUUGACGGGAAACAAAUGGAUGCUCAGAAAUUCAAUCCUGCCACUGACAAUGUGUCGAUUGCUGCAGAGAGACUGGUCAACCAAAUAUCCACCACUGUGGCCAGAAUUGACAAGAUAGUGGAAGAUAUGUCGAACAUGCACACCUCCUCAGAAGACAGCUUCAGCCUUAGCUCAGAAGAUCAGUGCCUCGACUGGCAGUCUGCCUUAGAUGACCUGAAUGAACCCAGGACAAAGUCUUCAUCACCCCGUCACCUUGCAGACACUGUUAACUUAGGGAGACGGGAGACUCGUGGGAAAAUGCAAGGCAUCUUGGGUGCCAGGACAGACUACGCCAACUUAUCAAGUGAUAGUCUGGAGUGUUCUAAUAGCACUGGUGAAGUUGACACAAAAAAUCACAUGAGCUCAUCCAAGGAAUCCUCAAGUACAGAGCAGAAGGAAGAACUUCCUAUGUAUCAGAAAAGACCGACUAAUCUGGAGCUAAAGAAUGGAGAGAGCCAUCAGAUGGAUAGAAAAGAUUCUGAUGGACAGCCAAGUUCCAGAGAAUCCGGUACUUCAUGGAAUGAUGUCUGGGGGUUAAGAAAAGCUGAUGAGAUAAGCAAGAAACAAUUUUCACCCCUUUAUGAAAGGACCCACAUGUCUUCGGUCACAACAAGAAGCAGUCCUAGCCCAAGCCCAGGAAAUUCCCUGACCCCUCAGAGUUCAUCGAGCAGAAAACAGGCGUGGGUGCAUCCUGGGCUUUCACAGAGUACUAGAGAUUUGAGUCAAGGCCUCUCCAGCACAUCUGCUUGUACACCGGUCUCCAAUGACCAGGAAACUUUACAAACUUACUGUGUGGAAGAUACCCCAAUUUGCUUUUCACGUUGCAGUUCAUUGUCAUCCCUAUCAUCUGCUGAAAAUGCUCUGGAUGUACAAAUUGGUAGUGAAAAUGAUGUUGACAGUGAUUCUUCCCUGGAAAUAAUUGGCAUAGAGAAAGAAUCACCACUGUCAGCCGAAAAGCCUAUAAGUGAUGAGUCUAUAGCCACAGAAGAGAUGCAGCUCAAGUCCAGUGAUCAUUCAUUUAGCAUUGCAUCCCAGCCUAUUGAAAUACCUUGUCCAAAGCAUGAAAAAUUUUUGAUAAGGAAAAGAGCUGCUUCCAGAAAUAUGGAUUCCAGUCCUUCGAGUCCGUCUGACAAUUAUUUGCAAGAAACCCCGCUGGUUUUAAGCCGGUGUAGUUCAGUCAGUUCACUUGGAAGCUUUGAAAGUCCAUCAAUAGUCAGUUCCAUUCAAAGCGACCCCUGCAGUGAAAUGGUAAGCGGUACAAUCAGCCCUAGUGAUUUACCCGACAGCCCCGGGCAAACCAUGCCUCCAAGUAGAAGUAAAACCCCAUUGCUGGACCAGUUGGAAAAAGAUGCCAGCCAAGCCAAUAACCAAUGGGACAGUGAGAUGAAGAAACACAUGGAUAUCAAUGAAUUCAAGGAGCGUUUCCAACUUCCUCCAGACAUUGACACAAUGUUGUACUUCACGCUGGAGAAACCAAAUGAAAACUUCUCAUGUGCGUCAAGCCUAAGCGCGCUGACCCUUCAUGAGCCCUAUAUACAGAAGGAUAUUGAACUAAAGUUGAUGCCUCUUCUCCAAGAAAAGAGCUGUUUCAACUGUCUGGCACAAGAAAAGAGAGAAGACAUCAGGGAGGAACGGAGCGCUGAUGGAAUGGAGAAAACUGACAAGUUGGAUAGCAUCUUGGAGAACUCUGACGACGACAUUGAAAUCCUGAAAGAAUGUAUAAACUCUGCGAUGCCAACCAAGUUCAGAAAAGUGAAGACCUCACUCAUUUCCGGCUUGUCCACUCAAGUGUUGCAAUCGAAGAAGUCGCUCCCGCUGCCCGUUUACAUGCUGCUGCCAGCUCAUUCUCAGCUGGAUCCAGCUGGGCACAGCACCUCCAAAACUGACACCCUCAGAGAAGAUUCCUCAUACUCAGAUUCUGUUGAAGGUACGCCGGUCAACUUUUCCAGCUCAGCCUCUCUCAGUGACGAGACACUGGAGUAUCCUCAAAGGGAGUCUCCCACCGUGGCAAAAGUUCAACCUGAAAUAACUGAGAGAAGAGAACUGAUUCCUGCGGAAGGACACAACACUGAUGACCUAGAAGUGCCAAUAUCGAUCAGAAUGCAUGAUAAAAGCCUUGAACAAGGGAAUAAAUACAAUUUAAAUAGAAACGAAGUGUGUCCCCAUUCCAGCUCAAUCCCAAGAGCUCAAUUGCAUUUUAAUGUCAACCAAAGGGAGGUUCCUAAAAGAAAUCAGAACUCUCUACCUCUGCAACAGUGUCAAAGCCACAAUGUUUCUGGAUUCCAGUCAGGAUUGACUACAAAGGUCUUAAGGAAGGAACAAAGUACACCAAGGCACCUGGUGAAAUUGGAUAAAAAGGAAGACAAUUGUAAGAGUGCAGACGAUGGUGAGCAAAGAAUGGACAUUUCUGGUGGAGAAUACAUUCAUGGAAACUAUGCCUUUCAGUCCAUGCGCCACACUACUCCCACUGAAGAGGCUGUUUAUUGCUUUUAUGAAAAUGAAUCUUUAGAUAGGUUAGGUGUCUCAAAACAGAAAAACGGGCUGAAAAAUGACUAUGAGGAAAAUGUCAUCAACCAAAACAUAGAAACAAAGAAUGAACCAAACCACAACUAUAAGACAACUACAAAGUUCAAAAAUGCUGGUGUAGUCAGUAAGAAUGAGCGGGCGCUAAUUACAGAUGAAAGCCCGCUUUGCUUCUCCUUUAGUUCCUCGCUGAGCUCGCUGAGUGACGUGGAGUUGGAGGACUUUCAAACGAAGACUCGCAAGUCAUUUGUAAAAUCGAGGAAAAAGUCUCAAAGUUCCACUUCCAAAUCUUUCAGCAAUGGAUACUCAUCCAUGCCAACAACAAGGGAUAGCUCCCCAAGCUCACUGAGUUAUGAUUCAGAAGACGAUCUCCUGCAGAAAUGCAUCAGCUCAGCAAUGCCAAAGAAGAGGAAACAUUCUUCAAAGCAGAAAUCUGAGAAGUCUGCAAAGCAAAGCCAAAAGGGUAACGCGCAAACCCACACUGGUGUGAACAUUGCCUGGGAUUUGCAGCAGAGGAACGAUACAAGCCGAGACCUUUGCAGCUCGUUGUCAGAUCUGACAUCUCCUGACCUGGAAAGUAUCGAGUGGAAAGCUAUUCAAGAAGGUGCCAAUUCCAUAGUCACUAGUUUGCAUCAGGCAGCAGCCUGUCUUUCAAGAGAACCUUCCUCAGAAUCGGAUUCUAUUCUAUCGUUUGUGUCAGGGUUGUCCAUUGGGUCAACACUCCACUUUACGCUCGAGAGGAAGGACAAGAAAAGGACACAGAAAGAGCAAACCCACGACUUAGAGGGUGCCGACUGUGCUGCUAAGCAAGGGAAGAAAGUAAAUGAUCACAAAGCAACUGCAGGUAAAUCCUCCAACACUAACAAAGGUUCAAACAUACCUAAACAACCAUCCCGGGCAGUAAGCUUACCUGUGAUCUUCAGAGGAAGGACUGUGAUCUACAUGCCUGAUAUGUUGAAAAAGUCCAAUAAUGCCAGCCUUUCUUCAAAGAAAACAAUGCCCAAGAACAACACCUCCAGCAAAAAUCCUAACCAGACUUUUAGGUCUCGAAGCUUGCACAGACCUGGACAAACAACAGAGAAAGCUGACACAACCCUGCCAAAACGAAGCGUAACUCCACCUGCAAGAAUACCAAGGGGCCCUUCUAGGGGAUCAUCAAGGAACUCAACACCAUCCAGGCAGCCCCAGAGGAAUUUAACCACAUCGGUACAGUCCAAUAAGCAAGGAGCAAAUGUAACAAAAACCAGCAUAAAUAAAAUUGACCAGAAACCGAGACCACACGUCAUUUCCUUGCCUUCCACUCCAAAUAUUAGGUCUCCAUCAACAGGGAAAGUCAUUCGAAGGUCACCAGUCCAAACAUCGAACAGUCAGGUACCAUGCAAGCAAGUAACUCCAGUGAAAAAGCUGCCGACCUUUCAAAGGAAUGGUACUGCUAUGCCGAAUAAGAACCAAGAUUCGAAGAAGGUCAUGCCUCCAAACAGGCUGGACCUGGUGAGGAUGUCCUCAGCAAAGUCGAGUGGCAGUGAAUCAGAUAAGUCCAACUUUGUGCGCCAGCUGACAUUCAUCAAGGAGUCCCCUGGCCUUCUCAAGAGGCAGAAGUCUGAAGCUUCUUCAUCUGAGUCGGUCUCAUCAUUGUCUCAGUCUGCAUCACCAAGGAGAAGCAAAUCAGAUUUUCAGGCAGCUGUCUUGCGUUCUACACAGUGCCAGGGCCUAAAGGUUGCUAAACCAGUCUCUAACAUGAACGUGAAUGAACGGAAGGCCGUGUGUAAAGAAUCGGCGCUCCGGAAUGAGAAGUUGUCGCGGAGACCGAGCUCAGAAAGCCCCUCGAGGCUCCCUGUGAAAAACAGUGCGGCCUGGAAGAAUGAGCACUUUAAACGGUAUUCAUCGUCCCCUCACAUCAACGUUUUACAGCGGGCAGCAAGUCCAUCUUCCAUUCGCUCGGCAUCAUCAGAAUCCAGUGACAAGACCAGGAGCGAAGAGGAACCUCGAAGAGCUGAGAGACUUGCCAAACAAAACGAACAACAACUGAGAAAGAAUCAGCCCAGCUUAAAGGGAACAUGGCGAAGAAUCAAAGAUGAAGACAUUCCAUAUUUUCUCAGCAACUCUCUCCCACCUUCUGCAAUGGCACUGGUAAAUAAAUCAGAAUCUGAGCCGCUGCCAGGCAAAAUGGGAGCCAUGGAAACGAGAACCAGUGAUGCUUUCGUACAGACUGAAGAUUUUCCAAUUACAAAAACAAAUUCAAGCACAUCACCUACAUUGGACCUUGUCCCUCACCUUCAACAAGCUAUUCCCAGGAAUAUCAGGAGCAGGCCAUUUAUUGGGAAAAGCUUAGAGACUAUAUAUGGUAUCCACUCAGCCGAACAGGAAUCUGAUGCAGUGUUACUUAUGAGGAACAAUAUAACCACAUCCUCUGAGACUGAGAGCCACACUACAGCCCCAAGUCAUAUGCAUUUCAAUUCUAGUCGACAUGGUUCUCCAAGUAGAGCUGCUCGAGUGACUCCUUUCAAUUAUAUACCCAGCCCCAAGACAAUAAAGUCAGACAGUGGAUCUCUCCAGCCACCUCAGAUUCGAGCACCUAUUAUUAAUGAGAAAACAGUGGCUAAGGUGCAAAGCUGAAAGCCAAAUAGAAUAAUGGCUUAAGUACUUGAUUGUUUUGCAUUUUUUCACUUUGAGUGGUAAAAUCUAUCAAUGGUGCAUUCAUCCAUAAAUGUACGCCAAGCACAGCUUUAACUGAGGUACAAAUGCAUGCAUCAUAUACUUUAGUUCUACCAUCACCCAUCUUAUUAUGGAUUAUCAAUUGACUAGAAGACGUUACAAGGUGAAGUAGCUCCACCUGUGACAUUAUCUACAAAAUUAACACUCAUCUGUCACUACUAGUUGACUGCAACAAAUGGUGAUACACAGCAGCAAGUGAUUCAUUUGCACUUGUGAAUAUAAGAAAAUGCAUUGUUCCAAGGAUAAGGUGUCAUGCAAACUUUGAUCAGUCUCAUCUCAAGCUGGCCUCUGAAAAUAUUAGUUAACUAGUUAGGUGGCUAACACACAUGAUUAAUCAGAGAUUCUGAGGAGUUCAUAAUUGAGUUCCCUCCAGGAACAAAGAUAAUUAAAAUCUAUAUAUAUCUAUAUAUAAAGCUAAUCAUAUUUGUAAAUGUCCAAUAAUUGUUGCAGAUUCAAUGAAUAUUUCAACUUAUAUUAACAAUUUUUGAAGGACCAAUGUAUCUAUAAUGAAUUUGUUUGUCAGAUAAGAUCAAAGUUAACUCAGAAAAAAAAACUUAGGUUUGCCAAAUACAUCUGUACCAUUUGAUUACUGGAGAACUAAUAUUAUUGGAGAACUAGUUAAAGAAUUAGUCUUUUCCAGCCAGGGCUGUAGAAGUGGAAGGAGGGAAAUGAGGAGUGAGCACUCUGUUUGACCUCAAUAGAAGCCUACACUUGCCUCCUCUUACAAGGUGGCACUUUCUGACCGGGCAGCUUACAAGUGCAGGACAAACAAACUCAGAGCAAAUACUGAAUUAAAACAUUAAUAAUUUGUUCCAUGCCCAUAAUCAACAGACAAUCAUUAACACGCAAAAACAGGAUUCUAAAAGGACCCUAUCAAUUUCCAACCAUGACUACUUAAGUUUUUUAAUGAAACUUACUUCUUGUGAAUUUAUUUAAGGUGUUUAAUUGAGGUUUUUCUUUUCUUUAUGUCUAAUGUUACGAAGUUGUAAGGAUUGGUCACAGGAUUGGACCUGUAUGAAGCUUUAACAGAUUCCUUAUCUAACCCAGAUAGCAAACUGUUUAAGACUAUAAGACCUGGAGCAGAAUCAAAGCAUUUGGCUCAUCAAGCCUGCUCCACCAAUCCAUCACGGCUGAUUUACUAUCUCUCUUGACUCCAAUCUCCUGCCUCCUUCCUGUAACCUUUGAUGCCCUUGGCUUAGUACUAGCAGGGGUUAAAGAUCUUGUGGUACAAGGAAGAGCCUAACAUUGCCAAAGCAGAUAAACAGAAUGCUCAUGUCUUGCUGAAUGCAAAAUGGCUUGCUUACUCAGGGUUCACUGCACUUCAAACUAAUUAACUGCGUGUGAUCUGAGAGACCAUAAUAAGGCACUAAAAGAACAGUUUUUAUUUUCUUAAGCAAUUUAGCGCAGAUAAUUAAGAUAAUUACAACCCAACACAUUUGAAUGGAAAGUACCAUACUGAAUGCAUUUUGUUCCCAAAUUUAAUCUGCAUUUAUAUCACACUGAAGAUGGUGUAAAGUCAGUGGUCCAUAGAAUCUUGUCAGCUUUUGUUCAGUUAAACUACUCAAUUCAAGGACUUAUCUUGUAUCUUUAUCAUUAAUAUGUACAGCAAAACUGCAGCAAUGGUAUCAUUGAAAAAGCUUGUGUUUUCCUAGGGAUAAUGUAACAGGAUCAAUUUCACUCAAUUUAAAUGAAUGCAAAGGCCAUCAUCUUUAUUAAACCAAUACCCGUAUCUUUUAUACACUCAACACACUUAGUUUACUGGAAUAUUACAUGCACAAAGUAAGCUUGGAUCAUUGGCUAUUUUAACAGUAGUUUAUUGCCCGUAGUGCAAAGAUACACACAUUAUGGGAAACUACUUUGAUCUGUGGAUAAAGAGAAUACUUAGGGUUAAUAUCAUCUCUGCUGAUGUUCUCCAUUGACUUCCACGAGAAUUUAAUUCUACACUCAGUGACCACUUUAUUAAGCACACCUUCUUAUUAAUGCAAAUAUUUAAUCAGCUGAUCGUGUGGCAGUAACUCAAUGUAUAAAAGCGUGCAGAUAUGGUCUAGAGGUUCACAUCAAAUGUCAGAAUGCAGAAGAAAUGUUAUCGAAGUGACUUUGACUGUCGAAUGACUGUUGGUGCCAGACGGGGUGGUUUGAGUAUCUCAGAAACAGUUGAUCUCCUGGGAUUUCACACACAACAGUCUCUGGAACUUACAGAGAAUGGUGUGAGGAACAAAGAGAAAAGAAUCCAGUGAGUGGCAGUUCUGUGGGUGAAAACAUAUGGUUAAUGAGAGAGGUCAGAGGAUAACAGUUAAAUUGGUUCAAGCUGACAGGAAGGUGACAGUAACUCAACUAAUCACGUGUUACAACAGCAGUGUGCAGAUGAGCAUCCCUGAAUGCAGAACAAGUCAAACCUUGAAGUGGAUGGGCUACAGCAGCAGAAGACUAUGAACUUACAUUCACUGGCUGCUUUAUAAGUACAGGAGGUACCUGAUAAAGUGGGGCCACUGUUGUAUGUUUCCACUGCAUUCUUGCCCAAGUGACUCCCUUCCUGUAUAAGUGUAUGCAAUGAGAGCUGUAAUGGCAUCACAGUAGAGUCCAAUUUACUUGUACCGAAUGUUCAGAAUUAACCAGUAUUUCCUUGUUCACUAAUCAUAAUGUAUUAACAUUCAUUUGUGAAUGAAAUCAUUCUUCAUAAAACUGUACUUCCUGUUACAUUUUGUCAUUUUUAUGUCAAUUCUAUUCCAUAUUUAUUUCAGAAUUAUACUGUAAGCUGCCUACAUAAACCAGUCAAUGUCCUUAAGACUGCCAUUAAUGGUGAAGCUGUAGCCAUUUGAUUUUCAUGUGUCUCAGCUUGUGUUGCAGGAAUUUUUUUAAGGCGACCAAAUCCAUUUCUUUUCUUCCAAAUGUUCUGUGACACUACAAGUACUACCAGUUGUCAUACGAAUACAAGAAUGGAAUGUGUUUAACAUGUAUAAAUAUCAGAUCUGGGCACUUGUCCAACUGUCACUGUCCCACUUCACUGGAAUAUUGCUACUUAACUCUAUAGGAGAUAAAGUUGUUGGGGGGAAAAAGUGAGCUGUAGAUUUCUAUUUCUGUGUCUGGUUUCAAAACAGCUCGAUGUCAUACUUUUAUUAAGGACAGCAUUUUUCAAAGUCAAAAUCGAUUACCUGGAUAUUCAUAAAUGGUGAUCUUUGUUUGAAUAUAAGUCACUUAAAACUUGCCUUCCUUAACAUGUUAUGGAAAUCCUAGGCCUGUCGAGUUCUUUAAGUUGGCUUCAAUGGCAAUGGAACUGAAGUCUUUAAAUGUAUGAUUGGUGUUUAUCUUCAACCUUUAGAGAGAAAAAGCUCAUUUUGAAGGACAAAAUUUCAUCUUCGACGCAGGCAUGACUGACACAUUGCCAAUUAUGUACAGUACAAGUAUUACGUGUGUUUUUCGUUGGUAUAACAAAUACCAGACCCAGGCAGAAAAAGUAUUUAAAUGUUGUGCAAACAGAAUGAAGAUGGCAUUGUUUGGCUACUGAGGAAGCCAUUGGGUUAAUGAAAUCCCAGGACAACACCCAAUGCUUUUUUAUCACUGCCGUGGCAAAGGACUUUUACUGAACAAAUAUGCAAAUAGGUACUUUUGCAUAUCAGAAAAUUGUGGUGUAUAUAUUUAUAACAGUCAUGUAUUUCAAUUGUUUGUCUCAUUAAAAAUAUA